Capsicum annuum is the source of this 605-nucleotide messenger RNA. RefSeq lists its product as uncharacterized. The annotation marks the transcript as partial. Gene Ontology annotation, molecular function: protein binding. Lineage: Eukaryota; Viridiplantae; Streptophyta; Magnoliopsida; Solanales; Solanaceae. The transcript is spliced from 5 exons. The record is from RefSeq and is a predicted model, not a curated record.
GUUUUGUAGCGAAGAAGCCUUGGUGCGUACUUAUAUCAGAGUCUCCGCAGAAUCCAACAAUACCGGUUUUUGAGCGAUGUUUGGCGGUUGGUUCGGGCAAAUCCCUUGAAUCAGUUCCUGAUAAGGAAAUGGUGUGUCUAAUAAGGCUUAAACAGUCCAAAGGCAAUUGGGUGGUUGUGCUCGAGAGAAACGGAACCAGAGAACAUGUUCAAGUCAAUGGAAAGACCGUGAGAAGAUAUUCUACUUGCUAUCUCAAUUCAGGCGAUCAAGUUGUAUUUGGUCAAGUGGGCAAUCACUCUUACAUUUUCCAGCUAUUCUUCUAUGAGGUUAAUUUUGAGUCACUUUUAGAUUUGACGACCAGACAAGUAUUGAGUAUCGAAAACCAGGCGGGAGAUGCUUCAGUAGUUGCUAAUUCUUCUAUUAUCCUGUCUCAAGAGACAUCUCAGAUGUCGGAGGAAAGACAGCGGACUAGGGAAUCAAUGCCUGCUUCAACACCAGAGAUGUCCUCAAAAUCUGCAGCAUUUAAGGAACAAAUUAGUGCUGCAAUCAUUGAUGGACAUGAAAGUGAAGUUUCAUUCGAUAACUUCCCGUAUUACUUAAGGUAG